Molecule: messenger RNA, 4496 nt
Organism: Otolemur garnettii (small-eared galago)
Lineage: Eukaryota; Metazoa; Chordata; Mammalia; Primates; Galagidae
Gene: STS
Product: steroid sulfatase
Exons: 10
Coding region: 30-1772 (580 amino acids)
Molecular function (GO): arylsulfatase activity
Source: RefSeq, a predicted model, not a curated record
UGACCAGAAAACUUCAGAACUGCAGGAAGAUGAGGGCCCUUUGCGUCCUGCUGUUACUCCUGUGUGGAGCCCAGAGCCAGGAGGACGCGCCACGGCCCAACAUCGUCCUGCUGAUGGCUGACGACCUCGGCAUUGGAGACCUGGGAUGCUAUGGGAACAAGACUCUCAGGACUCCCAGCAUCGAUCGGCUGGCCAAGGAGGGAAUGAAAUUCACCCAGCACCUGGCAGCUUCCCCCUUGUGCACUCCAAGCAGGGCCUCCUUCCUAACCGGCCGGUACUCUGUGCGAUCAGGAGUGGCAUCUCGGGACCGAUCUGGAGUUUUCCUCUUCACAGCCUCUUCUGGAGGACUUCCCACUAGUGAGAUGACGUUCAGCAAGCUUCUGAAGAAUCAAGGCUACGCAACCGGUCUUAUAGGGAAGUGGCACCUGGGGUUGAACUGUCACAACAAGACGGACUUUUGUCACCACCCGAUCCGUCACGGCUUCGAUUACUUUUAUGGCGUCACGGGGACCAACCUGCGCGACUGCAAACCCGGGCAAGGCUCGGUGUUCACCAUGGUGUUCCGCAUGACCGUGUUCAUCCCGCUGCAGAUCAUCGGGGUCACCAUCCUCACCCUGGCCAUGCUCAACUUCCUGGGGCUGCUGCACGUGCCCCACAGCAUCUUCUUCUGCCUCCUCUUCCUGGCGGCCACCAUCCUCAGCCUCUUCCUCUGCUUCCUUCAUUACUUCCGGCCCCUGAACUGCUUCCUGAUGCGGGACUACGAGAUCGUCCAGCAGCCCAUGCUGUACGACAACCUCACCCAGAGGCUGACGGCGGAGGCGACCCGCUUCAUUCAGAGGAACUCUGACCGGCCGUUCCUGCUGUUUCUGUCUUACCUGCACGUGCACACGGCCCUCUUCGCCUCCCGGGACUUUGCCGGCAGAAGUCAGCACGGAGCAUACGGGGACGCUGUUGAGGAGCUGGACUGGAGUGUGGGGCAGGUCUUGAACAUCCUAGAUGAGCUGGGUUUGACCAAUAACACCCUGGUCUACUUCACGUCGGACCACGGCGCACAUGUGGAAGAAGUGAAUAUGAAAGGGGACGUCCACGGCGGGAGUAACGGGAUCUACAAAGGAGGCAAAGCCAACAACUGGGAAGGAGGUAUCCGGGUUCCAGGCAUCUUCCGGUGGCCCGGCGUGAUUCCGGCUGGACAGAAGACAGAUGCGAUGACUAGCAACAUGGACAUCUUUCCCACGGUGGUCAGACUGGCUGGGUCCCCAGACCCUGAGAACAGGAUCAUUGAUGGGUACGAUCUGAUGCCCCUGCUCCAGGGGGAAACCCAGAGCUCCGAGCACGAGUUCCUCUUCCACUACUGCAACGCCUACUUGAACGCCGUGCGCUGGCAGCCUCCCAACAGCACAUCUAUCUGGAAAGCCUUUUACUUCACCCCCAACUUCAGUCCCGAAGGUGCCAACGGCUGCUUCUCCACACACGUCUGCUUCUGCUUCGGGAGCUUUGUCACCUACCACGACCCUCCUCUGCUCUUCGACAUUUCCAAAGACCCCAGAGAGAGGAGCCCACUGACCCCUGCGAUCGAGCCCCGAUUCCAUGAAAUCUUGAGAGCCAUGCAGGCCGCCGUGCAGAGACACAACAAGACCCUGAGAGACGUCCCCAACCAGCUGUCCCUGGGGAACAUUUUCUGGAAGCCCUGGCUCCAGCUGUGCUGCCCCUCGUCCGGCCUGACCUGCCAGUGUGACAGAGACAGACAGCGAGAAUGGAGAACCACCCUCUAGCCACGUCUGUGGGACUGGGUGGCUGUGCGCGGAGCCAGCUGUCCACGCACACGCCCACGCCUCGGAGUGCACGGGCUGAAGCCAGCCCCGUCCCAGUCUGGGAUCUGGACCAAUUCUCUAUUUUAUCACCUGAAGACUUGAGCGAGAACUCAAGAGCUACUGAACUCGGGGCUGAGGGGGGGGUUGAAGUUGGGUAGUGUGCUCCUUCCCUGGCCAGACCCCUUGCCCUGUUGGACAGGGUGGAAGGGCGUCGGCAUGAGCACACCAGCCGCAGUGCAGACAGGUGGUAGGAAGGUGCACCAGGUGAACUGAAUUCAGCCCUCAGCACACGUGUCAUUGACAGCAUUAGGUGUCUCUCACCCCGUGAUGUGAAGUGAUUUAAUAACCACCAAGACUCCCAAACAGCAUGAUAAAAAAAGAUAGUAAAGUUUAAAAACAGUUCAGUAAAUCUUCACAUGUGCAACUUUGUAGUGGACAAAGGACCAUCUUCUUUACCAAUAGUAGAUCGUGGUCAGUGCCCAUUUGUCCAUCCGAGGACUAGUGAUUAUUCCCGGUAUUAGAACACGUAUUCAAUGGUAUUCACCUUAUAUAGAGAUGUACACAUAUCUACACACCCAGAGUCUCUCCUUCCUCAACAAGGCUGAGAUGUGUAAAAUAGGAUCAUAGAAGCUUAUCAGUAUUUAAGUUAAAAAAAAAAAAGAGAGGCUCACAAAUAGAUUAUUUUGCACAAUAAUUUUUUGUGAAAUCCUUCAGUCAUAAUAAUCCCAAGGUAAAUCUCUCCUGAACUGAUUAUAUUGAAUUAUAUUUGGGAUCCACUGGUUUUUAGUUUUGGGGGGUUGUUUUUGUUUGGUAACUGGAAGUUCUGAACUCAAAGACCACUUCUGGGGCGCUACGGUUCAGGAAAUCUCUUUGAACAUAAUUCAGAACCACUGCUUUAGAAUGUCUGUGAUAUUUUGAGAGGAGCGAAAGCCCCCCACUAGCAAUCCAUGUUCUGUACGUGUAAGUGUGAUUGUCUUUAGCCAUAGGCAGAAAUUAGUGAUGGGAGCGCUUGUUAUUGUUAUUUGUCUUGUUUUGUGUAGUUUUAUCUGUGGCCAAGAAAUGCCUGUGCCCCAGUUCCAGGAUGAGAUGCACAGUGUGGUUUUAAUUCCAUUUCCACCAAAUCGCAGUCGAUCAGGGAGAACGCAUGAAUGACCGGUUGCCUGGGAGAGCGGAGGAUAGUGAUAGAGCUGGAGACAGUACCGCAGUGUGAGUGAGCCUCCCUCUGUGCAGGGUGCAGUUCAGUCACUUCUUCAGACAUAAGACCUUCUCCAACAAAUGAUGAAAUUCCUUUAUGGGUAAAUGAAGAGAUACUGCCACCCACUUGCUUACCUGUUUAUCUGGGCACCUGCGGUUUGCCCAGCAUUUGCUCAGUUCCAAGGCAGGGCAGGCAAAUGAAACGCCAGGACCCCACGGGCUGUUUGGGAGUGGAGGUAGCGUUCUGCAAGUUGACUACAAGUUCCUCUAUGCCUGCCCUCCACCUUAGGAAGUUUCCAGAUGUAACUGCAUUUCCCCAACUCCUUUUCAAACUUCUUCUAUUUCAGACUUCCAUUUUUUUUCUUUUUUGUAACUGAAAAACAAACAACAAAAAAUGAGAUUCCCACCCCGCGUCAUGGAAUUGUCGAAAGCAAACAUGGUUUCUUAUCCUAGCAAUUGAGGAAAAUCUCUCAUCUUCAUUUAGAAAACAUUCUUAUUAAAGAGUACUAGCACAUCGAUGAUGAGUUAGAAUUGUCACUAAUACUGUGAUGCUAUUCAAAGUAUUUCAAGUCACAAUCACAAGUCGAUGCUUUGAGAUGACAGUGUUUACCCACAGCUUAGCACAUUCCAUGCAAGUGGACUUUGGGAAAACACUUGAUGCUGUGGGAACAUAUGUUGGAGGCUUAAAUAACUUGAAGAGCCUUGAUAGAUCAUGUCAAUGCCUCUGUAUGUAGGGAAUUAGCUGCUUCAUCUGUCAAAUGUUAAUAGCAAAUGAAGGACCGCACAUACCUCCAGAUGCAAAUGUGUCGGGUGUCAAAGCAGCUCCCGGUAACUGAGAUCACGAUCAGUGCAUCAUCAGAGCAUUUUAAAAUCUGGUUUAUUUAUAAUGACCAUAAUUAUCUUAUACUCAGGCCAUUUACUGUCUAAAAGUCUUGCUUUGAUUUUACAACAUGAACUGUGAAUUCUUUUGUCCAGGUGAAACCUAAGGAAGCUUUAAAGGCGCAGUUGUUUGUUUGUUGUUUACAGACCUGUAAGGCAUGGCCACUUGCUUUCAAGGCGUCUACUACUGUGACCUCCAAAGUCCAAUCCAAACUUCACUGGAUUUUGAAGCUUUUGACAGAUUUAUUUUUUACAGUUUUUUUUUAAAUGCUUAUAUUCCUAACAUUGCACAGAUGUUAAACGUUAGGCAAAGGAUUUAGUAAAGUGCACUAGGCACCGUUUCACAAGGUCAGCAACACUGCAGGUAAAACAGAAUUGCAAGCUGUACAUCUGUAGAACCAAGAUUCAAGAGAGGAAGCCAACUUUUCAGUUUCCCUGAAGGACAUAGAAUGAAUAGUGGAGGGGAAAAACACAGGAAAACAAGAUGGGAUAAGUGUUUGGUGCAUCUCAGUAAAAUUGUGUCUUCACUUGUCUUCAAAAUACAUCAAGUAAAACAUUUCCUUAGAACAUGUAAUGCAGAGUUAAAAUAAAAUGUGUCGUGGCAAUUAAAAA